This is a messenger RNA of Amborella trichopoda, 896 nucleotides long. RefSeq lists its product as uncharacterized. Lineage: Eukaryota; Viridiplantae; Streptophyta; Magnoliopsida; Amborellales; Amborellaceae. The record is from RefSeq and is a predicted model, not a curated record.
CUCUUGUCUCAAACCCAACACUUCAUCUUCCCUACAAGCCAUUUGAACCCACUCACACAAUACCCAUUAGAUCAUGGAUAUGGCUUUGUUCUUGUCAAGCCACAGUUCCCCAAACUCCUUGCCAAAUUCAGCAUACCUACCAAAUGCAACAACACCAGCCAUCUCAAGAAGAAGCAAUGGCUUAUCUGCUCUAACUUUGGUGCCUUCCUCCAAGCCCAGCCCCCAUGUUUCCUUUGGUCUUUCUCAAACCACCCCAAAGCUGUAUUCAAGGCAAGGGAAUAUCUCCCCUAAAAAUGACAGUUUUAAGUUAUAUGCACAAGAUCGAAGGAGCAUAGGAGGAAGUGAGGAUGAACCCAAAGCAUUAGAUACAGUUAUGAAACUAUAUACUGCCCUUAAAAAUAGGAAUUCUAAGGGAGUAUCAGAUAUCAUAGCUGAAGAAUGUAAAUGCAUGUGCAAUUUCAUCUCCUUGAGCCCUUUACAAGGGAAGAAGCAAGUUGUACAAUUCUUAUCUACCUUAAUGGGAACAAUGGGGAAGUCCAUGCACUUCAUAAUUGAGCCAACAUUUCAUGAAGGACUUGUAGUUGGAGUUCAAUGGAACUUACAGUGGAAGGGCUAUCCCAUGCCUCUAGGAAAGGGUUAUGCAAUCUAUACAAUCCAAAAGUAUGAAGGCAGAGUGCUAAUAAGCAAUAUGCAAAUGUCAAUGGAACCACUCCUCAAAUCCGAUCUCCUUCGACUGAGGUUGAUAAAGUUUAUGGCACCAAUUCUAGAUAGAUUGCCAUUCCAUGAUACCAAAAAGCCUGAAUGAUCAUGCAUCUCUUCUUAAGCCUCAAUGUCAAGCCAUUUGUGAUUCAACUUUAUCUGCUAUUAUAUCUGUGCAUUAAUAUGGAUUUGUCGUA